Messenger RNA from Alligator mississippiensis (American alligator), 2310 nucleotides. It is a transcript of the gene FASTKD2, whose product is annotated as FAST kinase domains 2. The transcript has 11 exons. Gene Ontology annotation, molecular function: RNA binding. NCBI's taxonomy places the organism in Eukaryota, Metazoa, Chordata, Crocodylia, Alligatoridae. Gene Ontology annotation, biological process: regulation of mitochondrial mRNA stability; mitochondrial RNA processing. The record is from RefSeq and is a predicted model, not a curated record. The coding region runs from base 855 to 2111 and encodes 418 amino acids. Gene Ontology annotation, cellular component: mitochondrial matrix; ribonucleoprotein granule.
UUUUUCCCAGCAGGUUUUUAUUUUGUAGUACUGACACAGAGCAGGGAAGGGGGCUCUGUGCUGUCUCACAAAAUCACGCUCCCUUUUACCAAUAGUUGUCCCUCCCAUUGGGGUGCGUGUAUUAAAGGGGGGGGGGCGUUGAUUACGAUAUCAACAACAGUAGUAAUAAACUAUAGAUAACCAGUGAUAAGGGAGUGGUGAGGGCAGGGUCUGUGCCUGCUCUGUAAAGGAGGCCUGGAUUAUUUCUUAUUUUUUGGAAGAGAUUGCUGAGCACUUCUCACGGGAACCUGUAAGUUCCUUUGGGAAGGGGUUCCUGGUUCCAGGAUGGCAUUUUUGGUCAAAACCAGAAAGAGAUGCUGCUCUAUAACAGUCGUGAUUUCAUGAUUAAGGGUCUCAAUGGGGAUGUGGCAAGUCCAGUUUCAAGUCCCUGAUGCAAAUCUAUUUCUAUCCCUUUCCUCCCCAUUCCUCAAUGCUCCAUUACAAAGGUGUUUCAGAAUAUGGUAUUUUUAUCUUUGAACUGAAAACUUUCUAAUUAAUCUGUAAUGUUGAAUUGAUUUUGCAGCAAAUUCUCUUACUGUGUUAUUCAGGUCUGUGUUUACUGCUAUAAUUUCAUCAAGACCCCUAUGUUCUAAGCUGGCGUUUGAAAACUGCUAACAAGAAACUAACAGGAUGAAUAAUAAAGUUGUUUAUUUGAUAAGGACAGUGAGAUACUGUGGUGGUUUCAGAUUUAGACCUACGAGGACAUAUAUGUUGGAGACCAAUAAACGUAAGAGUGCCAUACAAAGAAAGUCCUGGAGCAUCUCAAUGAACUUAAUGACAAGUGUCUUUCGAUUCUGGUGCUUACCAUAAAAAGCAUGGAAAAAAGCAAGAAUAUAGAUGCCCUUCAGUUGGAAUUACAGAUGGUGAUGGAGCAACGGAUUCCAGAGAUCAGGAACAUUGAUCUUUUGCAAAACAUAAUGAAGCAUUUUGGAAAAGAUGCCACAGGGUUUCUCAAACAGGAAUUUGAGAAUAACGUUUUGGAAAAGUUGCAUUGUUUGACUUCAGAAAAUGCUCUAUGUAUGUUUAACAUGCUGGCUGUGGUGAAUUACACAUCUAUUCCAAUCCUAGAUAGCUGCAGUAAGAAAAUGGUUGCGACUAUCCAUGGUACUCAAUUUAAGCAGUUAAACCGUAUUCUGCUCGCUUGCUGUAUUCUCCACUACAAAAAUGUAGAAAUGUUUUCAGCCAUAGAAAGCUAUGUGACUUCAUUCAUCAAUAUGUGGAGCAUUGAACAGCUUAUUCUGUUUCUGUCUGCCUUUGAAAUUCUUCACUUUCGACCCACUAAAUUGUUGGAUAUUGUGGCUGAGAAUGUGAUAAAGUAUCCUGAAUCCCUGAAUUUGAAGGAGCUUAUGAUAAUUUUUCGGGUGUAUUCACAGCUCAGCUAUGUUCCCAAAUGCCAGCAUCAACAGUUCUUUGAGGCCCUCAAUUGCUCCUUGAGUAUAUACCUCCCCGGGAUUUAUAAUGCAUCCUUGCUGCAAGCAGUGUAUUCAUUCUGCGUUCUAGGAUAUCAUCCUCAAGCUGCACUUAAUCACCUCAUGCAAAAGGAUGUCCUCAGUGACCUUCUAAAACCAGAUGAUCUUAACUUAAAAUUCAAUGAAAGGAUGCUGCACACAGUGUAUGUGUGUUUGAAAGUUGAUGGGCAUUCAUUCAGCAAGCCAGCAUCCGUAUUGCAGACGAAAUCCUCCUUCCCCAUAGCUAUGAAACCCAUGGAGGUUCAGGAGGUACUGCAGGCAAUUCUAGGAGAUAAGAGCAUGUUUCGCCAUAAAGUGCAGCUGGAACAUGGUUACAAGGCUGAGUUUGAAAUAAAACUGGAUGCAGAAAGAAAGAAGGUUCUCCCUGUAACAGAAACAGAUGACCCUGCAGAUUUAAAUGUUCAAAGAGUCAUUUUUCUCUACACUUCUGAAUCUGAUUUUUGUUUGGACAUGUGUCCCCGAGGGACCCUGGCAAUGAAAAUGAGGCAUUUAAAAGCAUUGGGAUAUUGUGUGAUUCUGUUUUCUCAUCCAAAAUUCCAGAAAUUGGGGAAGAAGGAAGCAGUUGAGUUUUUGAAGGAAAAAAUUUAUUCAGCAGAUAAUUAAUCUGUAAAUUUAUUUUGGACAUAGAAAAUCUAUUAAAAUGAAAGGAAAAUAUUCUAAGAAGAAAAAUGUCUGGUGACACAGCAGCCUGAAGAAAUUUUUAAAUUCAACUCUUUGUAUUGGUUUGAACUCAGCAAGACAAGCAGAUACUUUCAAAGCAUAAAUGUAUUAUGAAAUAAUGUAGAAUAAACCUUUGAAACCA